Molecule: messenger RNA, 1607 nt
Organism: Tachyglossus aculeatus (Australian echidna)
Lineage: Eukaryota; Metazoa; Chordata; Mammalia; Monotremata; Tachyglossidae
Gene: THPO
Product: thrombopoietin
Exons: 4
Coding region: 133-1416 (427 amino acids)
Biological process (GO): cell population proliferation; positive regulation of ERK1 and ERK2 cascade; thrombopoietin-mediated signaling pathway
Cellular component (GO): extracellular region
Molecular function (GO): cytokine activity; hormone activity
Source: RefSeq, a predicted model, not a curated record
GUGAAUUUACCUCAGGCCCACCUCACUGUGCCGCAGAGGUGCCCGAGUCCAAACCGCCUCCAUGGCCUCGGGCCGGGUGCCGGGGAGAGGGCCCCAUCCAGGGAGCCGCUCUGGCCAAAUCCCCUGCCCGGCAUGGAGCUGACUGGCCUGCUCCUCGUGGCCUUCCUUCUCCUGCCCGUGAGAUUGGCUUUCACCAGCCCCGCUCCAGCCUGUGACCCCCGACUUCUGAACAAGCUCCUCCGGGACGUCCGGGCCCUACAAUCCCGGCUGAGCCAGUGCCCAGACCUCAGCCCGCUUCCCCUGCCCAUCCUGCUUCCUGCUGUGGACUUCAGCCUCCGGGAAUGGAAAGCCAAGACAGUGAGAUACGCCACCCUCCUCGACGGGACCUCAGUUUACCCCUCCCGCCCCCCACUUACCCCUGUUCUGACCAGCCCCAACCCGCUCCCUAGUCUUCCCUCACCUCCCAUCGCUCCUCUCACGCUAGACUCCCCUGCCCUGUCACAGUCGUCACUUCCCCUCUCCCUUCCCCUCCUCCAGAUAUGUCUCUUCAGGGCUUCUUCCCUGACAUCCCUUGUUUCCCAGGAGCAGAUCAAGGGACAGGAGGUCCUGGGGGCAUUAGCCCUCCUGAUGGAGGGAGUUGGGGCGGCCCAGGGACAACUGGAGACCACCUGCCUCUCCCCCUUACUUGGGCAGCUUUCCGGACAAGCCCGCCUCCUCUUCGGGGCCCUGCAGGGUCUCCUUGGAGCCCAGCCAGGACUCUGGCCUCAGGCCCAUCCUCUACCCCCAGCCUCUCCCCCAGGACCGGGUGACGGCUCACAGGGAGCCCGAUGCCAUCUUCCAGAACUUCUGGCAGCUCUUGGUGGGAAAGGUGCGUUUCCUGCUGCACGGACCCACUCUCUGUGCCAGGCGGGGCCAGCCGGUCCCCAGCCCCGCAAACGGACUCCUCAGACCCUUGGCCGGGAGAUCUGGCAUUGGACCGCCGGCCAGAACCCCCGGACCUCGGGCCACGACACCGGGCCUUGCGGACCAAGCCUCCGGGCUCCCGGGCCGGGUCUCCGCACUCUUGAAUGUGACCUCCAGGCCUGUGGCAUCAGCCUCCGGACUCCUCCUGAACAUGACUCUCAGGCCCCCGCACAGAGCCCCGGGACCCCCACCUGGGAGUCCCACACUUCUGGACAACGCCACUGGAUUCUCAGGCAGAACUCCUGGAUCCUUGCCCAGUCUCCCCAGCAACACAGAUGGUUUUCCCAGACUCUCAUACCAAGCCUCCGGGCCCCCCACUCCUCUUACUGGACUUCCAACUCCCUCUCCAAACCCUACCGUCCCUGUGCCCAGCUCCUCCACCCCCCUGGCAUCUCCCUCAGCCACCACUCCCAGCUCCUUCUAACCCAACUAUUGGUCUCCGUCUCAGGGUAAGCCUCGUGGAGGCGGGGGAGAAGAGGAGGGGAGGGCAAGGCUUGCAUCGCAGCUCUCCCUCCCCCCCAGGAACUGAAGUCCUGCCAAUCCGCACCGAUCCCCCCGGGGCAUCAUACUGUACAUCAGAGCUACAGGUCCCAAGUGAAGCGACAGGGCAGAGGGACAAUGAAACAUUUUCCAUUCUACUCUAA